AAGGAUUAAGACAGCGCGUGGUAUCAACAGUAAGAAAACUUGAAAAUGUCGUCACUUCACAAUGACCCUACCGUAGAAAAAUGAAAAAACAAAGCUCAACAACCCAUCCACCACCGUAUCGUACCUUCUCCGCCAAACAUCCAACAACUUUCUAACCACCACCAAAAAGCGCUUAUUCCAACCGCGCUUUUUUCAUAAUCUCAAUGGAAUCCAAAUCUCAACCAAUUCUCCCUCCAAUGGAUCCUCCCGAAGAUCUCUCCUCCGUUUGGGACCUCUCUUACCUCCUCGACUUCGAUGACGAUAUUCCACAACUCCCGCCUCUUCCUAACCCUAAUCCUACUCCAGAAGAAAACGAGAGGAUCCGAAAGCGUGACCCGAGGUUAACUUGCUCCAACUUUCUCGCGGGUCAAGUACCAUGUGCAUGCCCUGAACUCGAUGCUUUGUUAGAGGAUAACGGUUUACCAGGAAAGAAACGAGCUCGAACUGCACGCGCGGCUGCAUCGGCGCGUUGUCAAGUUCCUGGUUGUGAAGUUGAUAUCUCUGAGCUUAAAGGCUAUCAUCGACGGCAUAGGGUUUGUUUGCGGUGUGCUAAUGCUGCUACUGUUGUUCUUGAUGGUGAUGUGAAGAGAUACUGCCAACAGUGUGGGAAGUUUCAUGUUUUAUCGGAUUUCGAUGAAGGGAAACGGAGUUGUAGAAGGAAAUUGGAGCGGCAUAAUACUCGGAGGAGGAGAAAGGCCGUAGAUUCUGCAGUAGGAGUUGAUAAUGAAGUUCAAACUGUUACUCAAAAUGAUGAUUCCAAUUGUGAUGGAGAACUAGGAAUAGAUUAUUCGAAUUUGAGUAGGGAGAAUAUCGAAAAAAGAGCGUUGCAGGAUCAUGAAGAAGAACCGGUUGUUAAUGGUUCGUCAACACCAGAGACACAGAAUAUUAAUGGUGACAGUGUCGUUUCCUUUGUUGCUUCUGCUGAAACACAAGCGAAUAUUGGAAAAGAUGUUUCCGAUCCUUCUAAGUCGCCUUCAUAUUGUGACAAUAAGAGUGAUUAUUCGUCUAUGUGCCAAACAGGUCGGGUUUCUUUUAAGCUUUACGACUGGAAUCCUGCGGAAUUUCCGAGAAGGCUGCGGCUCCAAAUAUUUCAAUGGUUGGCAAGUAUGCCUGUAGAGCUGGAGGGAUAUAUCCGCCCUGGGUGUACUAUCCUGACAAUUUUUAUUGCAAUGCCAAAUAUUAUGUGGAUAAAUUUACUCAAAGACCCUAUGUAUUAUGUGCGUGAUCUUGCUGCUCCCAGAAAUAUGCUAUCUGGAAGAGGAACCGCUCUAAUUCAUCUGAAUGAUAUGAUCUUCCGUGUAAUGAAAGAUGGAAUUUCUGUGACAAAAGUCGAGGUAAACAUGCAGGCACCUAGGCUUCACUAUAUUCAUCCCACAUGCUUUGAAGCAGGAAAACCCAUGGAAUUUUUUGCCUGUGGAAGUAACUUGCUGCAGCCUAAAUUUCGGCUUCUUGUAUCAUUUUAUGGAAAGUAUCUGAAGUGUGAGUAUUGCGCUCCGUCUCCACAUAACUCGGCUGAAGACAAUAUUUCUUGUGCUUUUGAUAAUCAGUUAUAUAAGAUAUGUGUCCCUCAUAUUGAGGAAAAUCUCCUGGGGCCUGCAUUUAUUGAGGUUGAGAAUGAGUCUGGUUUAUCAAACUUUAUUCCUGUACUUAUUGGGGAUAAAGAAAUUUGCACUGAAUUGAAGAUAUUGCAACAAAAACUAGACGCUUCUCUCCUUUCUAAACAAUUUCGGUCUGCAUCUGGUAGUUCUAUUUGUAGCUCAUGUGAAGCUUUUGUACAUAUUCACACAUCAUCAUCAGACUUGCUUGUAGAUAUAGCAUGGUUACUUAAAGACCCUACUUCAGAAAAUUUUGACAGAAUGGUAUCUGCUUCACAGAUUCAAAGAUAUUGCUAUUUGUUGGAUUUUCUAAUAUGCAAUGAUUCAACUAUCAUCUUGGGAAAAAUAUUGCCAAAUUUGAUAAGCAUAACGAAAAGCAUGAAAUCCAAUAUAAGUGAUGUUGACAUGGACCAACUGCUGAAGGGCAUGUGUAAUGCUAGAGAUGCUAUUUGUCGGAAAGGUGGAGGUAUAGUUUUGAACUCCAAAAUGGAAGGCUUCAAACCUGCUCAGUGCAGUUCCCAAAAUGCCAAGCUAUCAGUUGUUGAAGUUAACAGUCAGGGUAUCCAGUUUAGAGCAGAUGCAGAGUUGGGAGUUCUGAGCAGUCUCGCUUCUGAUGAAAAAAAUCAGAAGAUACCGCUUUUGAAAAGGGAUAUUAUAAUGAAUAUGGAAGAGUUGCCUAAAAGAUGUGACCAUCAAAAUCUUACCCGGGGAUUCUUGAGAUCUCGACCAACUACUUUUGUGCUUGUAUCACUUGUUGUUUGUCUUGCAGUAUGUGUAUCCGUCUUUCAUCAUGGGAGGGUUAACGAGUUGGCAGUAUCCAUUAGAAGGUGUUUGUUCAACCAUUGACAAAUUUUUCAAUUUUUUUGUUUGGUACAUAUUUGUUGUAACAUUAAAUAAAUAGAUGUCAUUAGGACAGUAGAUGUCAUUAGGACAACCAUGUUUAUUUGUGGAUUUUCAAUUUAGAUUUCCGGGAAAAAGCAACAGGUGCUAAUUAUGAACCCAAUUUUUUGGGUUGAAGGUAUAAUUAGCAUGCUACAAGGUUAUUACAACAUAAUAAUACAUUUUGUUCAUUUUCGGCUUUCGCGGUUUUAAACUUAGCUAUGUAAUUAUGCUAA
Molecule: messenger RNA, 2749 nt
Organism: Medicago truncatula (barrel medic)
Lineage: Eukaryota; Viridiplantae; Streptophyta; Magnoliopsida; Fabales; Fabaceae
Product: squamosa promoter-binding-like protein 7
Exons: 10
Coding region: 204-2480 (758 amino acids)
Cellular component (GO): nucleus
Molecular function (GO): DNA binding
Source: RefSeq, a predicted model, not a curated record